Messenger RNA from Diprion similis, 794 nucleotides. RefSeq names its product coiled-coil-helix-coiled-coil-helix domain-containing protein 2 (gene Chchd2). Lineage: Eukaryota; Metazoa; Arthropoda; Insecta; Hymenoptera; Diprionidae. Gene Ontology annotation, cellular component: mitochondrion; nucleus. The record is from RefSeq and is a predicted model, not a curated record. Gene Ontology annotation, biological process: mitochondrion organization. The coding region runs from base 189 to 617 and encodes 142 amino acids. The transcript has 3 exons.
CGAUUUGCCGUGCGACAUUGAACGUGUAUUUGUACAUAUAUAUACAUACAUACACUAUUGUUCCGGAAUAUUCUACGUUGUAUAACUAGAAAUUCUGAACCCAGCCAGUGCCAAGCAGACGAGUCAGUUUGAAGCAGAACGUGUUUCGUGAAAGUGAUAUUGACUAAGCAAAGAAUAAUAACUUCAACAUGCCUCGACGAGGACGUUCCGCAAGUCCACCACCCCGAAGGGCGACGGUACCUGCAAGGGCUGCGCCACCUCCAGCGCAGCCACCGAUGCAUGCUGCACCAUCAGCCCCAAUGGCCGCUCCAUCCCAAGGUCCAUCUCUGAUGGGACAAAUGGCAGCAACCGCCGGUGGUGUGGCAAUUGGAUCAGCAGUUGGACAUACAAUUGGACAUGCGAUGACUGGAAUGUUCAGCGGAGGUUCGGACCAACCUGCGGCUGCUGCUCCGGCUGCGCCUCAAGCUUCCAUGGCAGGCAAUGCCGAACCCAGCGGACCUUGCGCAUGGGAGAUUAAACAGUUCCUCGAAUGUGCGCAGGGUCAAUCAGACUUGACUCUGUGCGAGGGCUUCAACGAGGCCCUUCGCCAGUGCAAAGUUUCAAACCAUGUAAUAUAGUGAGAUACAAUUGUUCGAUUAGAAGGCCGUGAAAACAACAAGUACAUGCUACCUAACCGGCUCAUGAUUACGGAAUCCAUAUUACUUGUAGUUUAACUAUGAUGGUAGCCCUGCUAAAACCCUAAAAUGUACAAUAUGUAGACUUAUUCGUUGAAUAAAUAAAUUCGUCGUCCAAGC